Messenger RNA from Balearica regulorum gibbericeps (East African grey crowned-crane), 2202 nucleotides. The record is from RefSeq and is a predicted model, not a curated record. NCBI's taxonomy places the organism in Eukaryota, Metazoa, Chordata, Aves, Gruiformes, Gruidae.
AUGAGGAGAAAAGUUGGGCAGGGACAAGGACUGCCGGUCCCAAAGAAGAGCCCAAAGUCGCAACCACUUGAAAGGAAAGACAGCCAAAACAGUUCUCAGCAUAGCGUCUCCAGCCACCGCAGCGGGCACACCGCUUCCCCCGUUCACAGUACGCAGGUGCUGCCGGACUACACCGCUGCGGAGGCGCCGGCUGCGGAUCAACCGGACAGUUCUGGGCAGAAAAAGCCAGAUCCAUUCAAAAUCUGGGCCCAGUCCAGGAGCAUGUAUGAAAGCCGACCUAUGUCACCUUCGCCUGCAACUGGACUGAGCAAGGGUGAGAGAGAGAGAGAAAUCAAUUCCACCAGUUUUGGAGAAUGUCAAGUUCCAGAUUACCAAGAGCAGGAUAUUUUUCUAUGGAGAAAAGAAACCGGUUUUGGAUUUAGGAUUCUAGGUGGAAAUGAGCCUGGAGAACCUAUUUACAUCGGUCACAUUGUACCGCUGGGUGCUGCUGAUGCUGACGGCCGCCUGAGAUCGGGUGAUGAACUGAUCUGCGUGGAUGGGACGCCUGUUGUCGGGAAAUCGCACCAGCUUGUCGUCCAGCUUAUGCAACAGGCAGCCAAACAAGGUCAUGUCAAUCUGACCGUCAGGCGCAAAGUGGUUUACACAGUUCCCAAGGCAGAGAAUGAAGUCCCAUCCCCAGCCUCUUCCCACCACAGCAGCAACCAGCCGGCCUCGCUGACAGAGGAGAAGCGAACGCCGCAGGGCAGCCAGAAUUCCCUCAACACUGUCAGCUCGGGCAGCGGCAGCACCAGUGGCAUCGGCAGCGGUGGUGGUGGGGGCAGCGGUGUCGUGAGCGCCGUGGUCCAGCCCUACGACGUGGAAAUCCGCCGCGGUGAAAAUGAGGGGUUUGGCUUCGUCAUCGUCUCGUCGGUGAGCAGGCCAGAGGCAGGGACGACAUUCGGUCGGAUAAUUGAAGGGAGUCCCGCAGACCGCUGUGGCAAGCUGAAAGUAGGCGAUCGGAUCUUGGCUGUGAAUGGGUGCUCCAUCACCAACAAGUCGCAUUCAGACAUCGUCAACCUCAUUAAGGAGGCGGGAAACACCGUUACCCUGCGCAUCAUUCCAGGAGAUGAAUCCUCCAAUGCUACUUUAUUGACCAAUGCAGAAAAAAUUGCUACAAUUACAACCACCCAUACUCCUCAGCAAAUACCACAGGAGACCAGGAACAACACCAAACCAAAGCAGGAAUCCCAGUUUGAUUUCAAACCACCCCAAGCAGCGCAGGACCAAGAUUUUUACACUGUUGAGCUGGAAAGAGGAGCCAAAGGGUUUGGCUUUAGCCUUCGAGGUGGCCGGGAGUAUAAUAUGGAUCUGUAUGUGUUGCGGCUAGCUGAGGAUGGUCCGGCUGAGAGAUGUGGGAAGAUGAGGAUUGGUGACGAAAUCUUAGAGAUCAAUGGAGAAACUACCAAGAACAUGAAGCAUGCUCGGGCCAUCGAACUGAUUAAAAAUGGUGGCCGCAGGGUCCGCCUGUUUCUGAAACGUGGAGAUGGCUCUGUCCCAGAAUAUGACCCCAGCAGUGACAGGAACAGUCCCGCCACAGGUUCACAAAAUGUAUCGGAAAUGAAACCUGUGCCAUCCGACCGACGGCAGCACCCAUCAUCGGAGUCCAGUUAUCCACCAGACCUUCACAAAUCAUCACAACAUGGGGACAAGCGGACUUACGUUAGAGACCUAAAAGGCAGCAGAGAGUUUAGCAGACAUCCCAAUGAACACCACACUUGGAAUGGGACUUCUAAAACCAACGACCACGUGCCAGGCAGGAGGACGGAGAGGUCGCCGGAGAGGAGGCACGAGAGGCAGCCGGAGAGGGCGGUGGUGAACGGGCAGAAGAGGAGGUCUCCCGAAAAGCGGAGGGAAGGGACAAGGAGUGCUGACAACACUUUGGAGAGGCGGGAGCGACAUGAGAGGAGGAGAGACCUCUCCCCCGAGAGGCGCAGAGAGCGGUCACCCAGCCGGCGGCGGCGGUCGUUGGAGAGACUCACGGAGCCGAGGAGGUCGCCCGAUCGCAGAAGAGAGAGUUCCCUCGACCGGCGGGCCAAGUCGUCCGACCGGCGGAGGGAGAGGUCGCCCGACAGACGGCUCAGGGAGGAGCGAGCCGGCCACCGGGAGAGGGAAGACCCCGGCUGGAAGCACGAGCCGAGCCGCAGGCACCUGCCCGAGCAUCGC